Molecule: messenger RNA, 7368 nt
Organism: Branchiostoma belcheri (Belcher's lancelet)
Lineage: Eukaryota; Metazoa; Chordata; Leptocardii; Amphioxiformes; Branchiostomatidae
Product: C3 and PZP-like alpha-2-macroglobulin domain-containing protein 8
Exons: 47
Coding region: 140-7306 (2388 amino acids)
Cellular component (GO): extracellular region
Molecular function (GO): protein binding; endopeptidase inhibitor activity
Source: RefSeq, a predicted model, not a curated record
UUAGCCAAGCCUGUCUCAACAAUCUCCAAAAUCCGUGACGUAACGUUGACGUCAUUUCCUGUCCUUGGAGUUCUCCUGGAGAUUUGAGAAAAGCCGGGAUUUCUGGAGAGAGAAGCAGGCGUGUAGGCUGGCUACAGGCAUGUCUCCGCGGUACGAACCGACCUUGUCUCCGGCGCUGCCAUGGCUCCUCUUCGCCGCCCUCCUGGGCCCGGCCGCGGCCAGCAGCCCCGGAGCUGGUUACAUGGCCGUGGCGCCCCUGGUGUUCAGACCUGGUGUGGAGGAAGUCAUCAGCAUCACGAUGUUUAACGUCACCAGUCCCGUCCAUGUGGAGGCUACGGUACACAUCAACAGGGCCAGCGUGGCCUCUGCCGCUGAAACUAUCACAGGAAAAGGAAGUUUACGUCUCAAGGUACCGCAUGAUGCAAAAGGCAAGGCCACGUUAAAGGUGUGUGGGAACUGUGCCCAGGCCGCCAGAGUCGGGGAAAAGGAGGUCUUCUUCUUUCACAACUCCACGUCUGUCGUUAUCGAGGAGAGGGGCUCGACCGUCUUCAUCCAGACGGACAAACCCGUGUACAAACCCGGGCAAACAGCUUUUAUCAAUGUGAUUACGACGACCCCCAACCUACGGCCACUGGACGCAGGGAUGGAGGCUUACAUAACGGACCCACAUGGUUCAAAGAUGAUCCAAUGGAGGGACUUAAAGCCAGUUUGCUGUGGGGUGGUGAACAUGAGUUUCCCCAUCUCGGACCAGCCCAUUCUGGGGGACUGGACCAUUUUUGUGGAGGUGCAGGGACAGAUGUACAACAAAACAUUCAGUAUACAGAAAUACGUUCUACCCAAGUUUGAAGUCAUCAUCACUCCUCCAAGAUACAUCGUUGAUUUGGACAGGUGUGAACAGGUGAACAUCACAGCCAGGUACACAUUUGGGCAGCCUGUCCAGGGGAAGCUGACUGUCAGUACCACCAUCCGCGGGAUUGGCUACUACAAGGACGAGAUCGGACCCACAGUUCUUAACAGCAUGGAUAUUGAUGACACGGCAUCCUUUAACGUGUGUGCCAACGCCAUGGGCGUGUCGGCGCUAUCAGACCACUUCCGAGGCGUGUUGUUUGUGGAGGCGACGGUAACCACGGGCGACGGGAGUACGCAGACCGCGGUGGACGACUCCACGCCUGUCAACAAACAGCUGAUCGACAUCGAGUUCUCUCCUGACACCAGGAGGCACUUCAAACCUGGGCUGCCCUACAUCGGAAAGGUCCUUGUGAGCUACCCUGAUGGCAGCCCAGCCAACAACAUCACAGUUCAAGUCAAGGCAGACGUCAACAGAGUCUUCUUCUACACCAAGGAGUUUGUGUCUGCUGACGGGAUGAUCAUCUUUGAUGUACCAGCCCUUCCUAACAUUGCUCAAAAUGUCUGGCUCGAUGCCAAAGUGUUGGCGAUUCACGGGCGUGAGGUUGGGGAGAGUUACUUCAGCUCCUACCUGUCCAUCAGUAGCUGGUACUCACCCAGCAAGUGUCACAUCCAGGUGCAGAACCCACCCAAAAAGGUCAAGGUUGGUAAGAAAGCUGUCCUUACAGUGCUGUCCACCUGUCCCUGUGACUUCACGCUGAAUUACGAGGUGGCGUCCAGGGGUAACAUCGUCCAGUCUGGCUUACACAGAGCACUUCCGGACCAUGUCAUCAUCAGAAGGGAUGCAGAAGAGAUCCCAGAAUCCCUGGAACAACAUGACGCAGCGGUGAGUCAGGAUAAGGAAGAAUGGAGAGAAGACAAGAAGGGAAGAAGACUGGACAGAAAGAGAGGACAUUGGAGGAAACACCCCAAAGACAUUGUGGAGGAGUUACAAGUCAAGGUGGAGAGAACCAUGGAUGAAGAUGGAGAGGAAGAGGAGGGGAGAGAUGCUGAUGACAACAGGACCAGGAUCCUGGAGGAAGGUGUGAUCAAGUUCAUCAAUGGUACCAACAGACAAGACACGUCCACUGACCCCCCCAUGGAGAUGCCUGAGGUGUGUGAGACCAGGAUACAGGUGUUGGUGACCCACGCAAUGGCGCCCCUCAGCAGAGUUGUGGUGUACUACAUCCGGCCUAACGGUGAGGGGGUGGCAGACAGCAUGCAGCUGGAGGUGGAGCCGGAGUUCGAGAGUAAGGUGGUUCUGUCCCUACCUUACAAUGAGACCCUGCCGGGAGACAGAGUGGACAUUGCAGUGAAGUCCAAGCCAGGCUCGUGUGUGUGCAUGGCAUCUGUGGACAAGAGUGUCUACCUACUACGUCCUGGCUUCCAGCUGACCAAGGAAAUGAUUUUUAGAGAACUGGAGACAUUUGACGUGACCCAAGGUGAGACUGACGAGCCGUACUGGUGGGGAUACUCUGCCCGCAGGAGGAGGUCAUCAGUGUGGCGGAACUUCAUACACACCAGGGACGCCAUGUAUGCGUUUAUGGAAACAGGUCUGCAAGUCAUGACGGACGUUGUGAGCCUGAACCAUCGGCAGGAUCGCAAUAACUGGUUUCAGACAGACUCCCUGAUAGGGUCUGUGAGUUCCUUCACCAUGUCCAUGUUCCAUGACGGAGUGCCGAACGCAGAGAAACGCAAACGUGUCUUCUUCCCAGAGACAUGGAUAUGGCAAUGCUUUAAUGUCAGUUCUACCAGGAAACACGAGACGGUUACCAUGACAGCGCCGGACGCCAUCACCAGCUGGGUGACGGAGGCCUUCUCCAUGUCGGAGACUCACGGACUCAGUCUGGCCGCGCCGGUCACGCUGAGAACCUACAAACCCUUCUUCGUGGAUUUCACGCUCCCGUACUCCGUGAUACGCAGGGAACAGGUCAAAAUUCCGCUGUCCAUCUACAACUAUCUGGAGUACUGCACUGAGGUGCAUGUGACAGUGAAGGUGCCUCCAGGUGUGUCCUUCCUGAACCAGAAGACAGGGAAACAGCUGCGGAAGGUGUGUGUGGGGAGGAACCAGGUGGAGCACACCUCUGUUGCCAUGGUGUUUGAGGAGCUUGGGAACAUGGAGAUCACAGCCUAUGCUGAAGCCUUUGUUGACCAGCGAUGUUGUGAGGGUCAAAGGUCAGACUCGUGGGACAGCGAACCUUAUGUCAGGGUCGGGCUGGAUCAAGUCGCUCGCAAGAUAGAAGUGGAGGCAGAAGGGACUCAGAAGUCUUACACUCACAGUGUUUACUUCUGCCCAAAUGAAAGAAUCCACAUCUCAACGCCCAACAAGUAUGAAUACCAGUACGUCAAGAAGCCCACGGAGACUACCAUCUUCACCUUUGCUACAAAAGCCAGUAACGACGUGCAUUUGUCACUGUCCGCGAGGCCGACAGACAUGCCCAGUAUGUACGAGAUUGUGAUUGGUGGCUGGCAGAAUACACAGUCCUGGGUUACAAGGUCCAAACAAGGAGACCACCUGGUGACAGUUCCCACCCCAGAGAUCCUGUCCUGGCAUGAGUUCCGAGCUUUCUGGUUGUCCUGGACAGAUGGCGUCAUUGAGGUUGGUUAUGGCAUAGAGCCGACUAAUGACUCCCUGAUCAUGACCUGGGUUGACCCCGACCCGCUGCCUGUCAAGUACAUCGGCUUCUCCACAGGCUGGGGGUCACUGGGAGAGUUCAAAAUUUGGAGACGGGAGGGUGAUGUCAUGGGCCCCACCCUGACGAACCUUCACGACCUCCUGAAGCUGCCGUUCGGGUGCGGUGAACAGAACAUGAUCCACUUCGCGCCCAACGUGUUUGUGAUGAAGUACCUGGAGAGGACUGGGCAGCUGUCCUGGGAGGUGGAGGAGGAGGCUACAACAUACCUCGUCAAAGGUUACCAGCGUCAGCUGACCUACCGUAGGUAUGACGGAUCUUACAGUGCCUUCGGAAACAGAGACUCGCAGGGAUCCAUGUGGUUGACAUCGUUUGUGCUGAAGUCAUUCUCUCAGGCACGAUCGUUUAUCUACAUCGACCCGGCAGAACUGGAGAAGCCGCUGGAGUGGAUCAUCUCCCAGCAGGCACCUGACGGGUUCUUCCCUCCGCUGGGCCAGCUCAUUAACAAGGACCUGCAGGGGGGGCUCCAGGGCCGCGUGUCCCUCACCGCCUACGUGGUCACUACCCUGCUGGAAAUGGGCAUCAGCAGCAAGGAGGUAAACAAGGCUAUAAACUAUGCCCGUAAGUUUCUGGAGGAGAAUGUGAACACAGUGGAGGACCCCUACACUGCAGCUCUGGUGGCCUACGCUCUCACAACACUCCGCAGCUCACAUGGACCUACAGCUGUCAAAAAACUCAACACCAUGGCUAUUAAGACAGAUAGCUUCACCCAUUGGAGUCUGUAUGGGGGACAGGAAGAGACAGAGAAGCUUCUACAGUUCAAGGAUGGACUGGGACAGUCAGUGUCCUCUGCAGAGGUCGAGAUGACUGCCUACGCCCUGCUGACCUACGUCGCCAUGGGAGACGUGGCCUCCGCCAUGCCUGUCGUCAAGUGGUUGUCCCAGCAACGCAACUCCCUUGGAGGGUUUUCAUCAACUCAGGACACAUGUGUAGCGCUGCAGUCCUUGUCGGAAUAUGCCAUCCUGGCCUACAUCGGGGGUGUGAACCUGAACAUCUCUCUGGCUUCUACUAACCUGGACUUUAACAAGUUCUUCUCCCUGGACUCUGAGAACCACGAGGUGUUACAGACAGCUGAGAUCCCCAGUAUCCCCACCCGACUGUUUGUGAGUGCUACCGGCGAGGGCUGCGGACUGAUGCAGAUCGACGUUACCUACAAUAUCCCCGACCCCAGCACCCACCCGACCUUUCACCUCGACAUCAAAACCUCGGAGAAACUCCGCCACGACAGGGUCAAGGGUCGCAGCAAGAGGUCAGAGAACGAGGUCAGCAAUGUCAUCACCAACCCCGGGGACUACAAGGUCACCAUCGAGGCAUGCGCAAGGUCAGUCAAGGUCAAUCUCGGGAAAAUGUUCUCCCUGUGCAGGUGGCUGCCCCCUGGUGCUUCCAACAUGGCCGUCCUGGAGGUCUCACUACUGACUGGGUUUGAGGCAGACAUAGAGAGUCUGGAGAAGCUGAUACAUGACCAACAUGCUAAGAGAUACGAAGUGGAUGGGAGGAAGGUCUUCUUCUACUUUGAUGAGAUCCCAAGCCAAUGUCUGACGUGUGUCAGUUUUGAAGCCUUCCGGAUCUUCGUAGUGGGAAAAGUCCAGCCUAUGCCUGUCAGGGUAUAUGACUACUACGAGCCAAGUUUUGAAGCUGUGACGUUCUACAACAUCAGUCAGAGCCAGCUGCUGCAAACUGCUCUGUGUGAGGAUGGGGCCGAAUGUAACCAGGUCAACUUGGAUGACCUUGACACAACUGAGGAGAAUGUACUAGAUUUCCCGAGUCUGGAGUGUAACUCUGUGUUUGGCUGUCCAUGGGAAGAUAUCCCACGAUGCACCUGUUUCUGGGACUGUGAGGAUACUGGACCACAGGUGUGUGGCUCUGAUGGCGUCCUGUACCCAAACCUGUGUUCUCUGGAGAGGUCAGCCUGUCAGAACCACACCCAGCUCACCUCCAUACCCCUGGACCAGUGUCCCGCCUACUCCAUAGAGCAGCCUAGUGUAGACCCUGCAGAGGGAUCGGGGGACAACGGCUCAGAGAUUUUCGUUCAGGGUAACUCCACUGCCACACACUUUGGAGAACAGACCCACGAGGAGGACGUGUUGCCAAUGGCAACCGUAUCCCCCGACAACCUGGACUACCCGACCCUGCCCGUCCUGGAGGAGGACGCCACCUGGCAACCAGAUUCUGAGGGAAAGAUGCUGAACCCUGACUACUGGCAGCCGGCGGCGGGAUACAACUAUUACGAUACGUACGACAAUCCUCUUGACAAAGACGUGGACGUCCCCGAUUUUACAAUGGAAGAAAAAAUACCCUAUGCAAGUGUUGAAGAAGCUCAAGAUGGAGAUUCUGAACUGUCCAAAGAAAAGACAAGCAUGGACCACGAUUCAACAGAAUCUGGGAGAAAAGAAGAAGGAAAGGACAAGGAAGAGGGAUCAUCUCUGAAAGGAAACUCGAGUCUCUCGGAGGAAGGAGGGAGGGAAGAAGAGAUAGAGAAUCCGAGCGUGAACUCUCCUCUUCUCGGCAAAGAUGAGGGGAGUGAGAGAGAGUCCAGGGGACGAGCAAGUGCGGAGAUGUCGGAGAUCGAGGACCUGUGGGUGGACCGACUGGACCUGGACUGGAGGACGGAUGAAGAGGAUGGAAACUCUGGACCAGAAACAGAUGAAGUUGCAGAGGGGAAUUCUGGAGAAGAUGACAGCAUUGCCGGUCUGGAGGAGGAAAUACUGAAGUUUGAGGAGGACCAGAAGGAAGCUGAGACAAAACAACACAAACACAGACAUGGCAAGGGUGGGGACAGGGGGAAACAUAAGUCAGGUCAGAACAAGAAGAACCUGAGCAUUGAGAGCCAGGAGAAGGUGGAGGACCUGGAUUCCGUGUGGCUGAAGUUUGUCCGAGACGAGGUUAUUGAGGGAAUGGACCGUUCUGAUGAGAGGGAAGAACAGAAGAACAAGUCUGCUGAAGACACAGAUAACAAGGAACACAGAGGAUGGGAGUUUGAGGCAAGGGAUGAGGCAGAGACAGACACAAGAAACGAUGGUUUAAGCAAUGCAGAAAAGGAGGCAAAAGAAUCAGCAAAUGAUGAAUCUCUGGACAAUGAUGAAAACAUUGAAGAAGAAAUGCCUCCAGAAGUGACCAAAGAUGAGGGCCCUUUUACAGCAGAAAGAACUGAUAGUGCAGAUCUUGAGAAAGAUCUGUCAGAGAUUCCGAUGAAUCGAGACAUGAAUGAAAGAGAAUACGAACUGGAUAGUUACCUCGAAGAUGAAGAAGAGACCAUGGAUUGGGAUGACUUCUCUGAGUUGGUGAGUCACCCGAAAAAGGACGCUGAAGCAGAUACAAUGGAAGAUGAGGAGGAGAGUUUGGAGUGGGAAAAGUUCUCCCAAUUUGUCAGCGGUUUGGCAGGAGGGAAGGAAAAUGUGACAUCCGAUGGUUUAGCAAUGGAAACAGGCGAUGACAGCGAGAUGAAACCAUUUAACGACCAACAGAGUGAAAAGGAGACCAGGAAAGAUGUUGGUGAGGAUUUCGGCAACUUGGAGACUAUGGAGGGGCCAGGCACAGAAAGCACCAAAUACGACACACACACUACAGCAGCAACACAGAUCCCCCAUACCAAGUUUGAUCCAGAAAUAGAACAGUCUGCUAUUCAGGACCCGCUAGGCAGCAGCCAUGAUGACAUCACCACCCAACAGCCAAUCAACACACAACCUGACAGACAACCAGACACCAGCCAGGUCAAGGAUCAAAGGUGAAAGGGCAACAAAUCAUCAGCGCCCAACAGUACAAGAUUACCAAAAUAUGUAUAAUUCUUCCA